UAUAAUUUCGAUGUCUAAACAUCGUGGGUUUUUUCAUCCAAUCUCAAUACAGCUGUUAUUGAGGGGGCUCAAUAAUUAAUCCAAGAUUCCCAAAAUUCGUUUUGAGUACAUUGUUUAAAAGCCUGAGAUCCGGUGUAUUCAAAAUGGAGAAUAAAAAAGUGGUAUCCAUUCCCGUUGUGGAUUUUUGUGUCAUGGGCCUUCAUAAUGAUGAAGUCGCAAGUGAUUCAGAUGAGAGAGUACAAGAAAUAGCUUCUCAAGUUUGUGAAGCAUUCAAGGAUAUUGGAUUUGUGUAUCUAAAGAACCACGGCAUUCCUGAAGACGAGGUAAACAGAGUAAGGCAAAUAGCAGAUGAGUUCUUUUUGCUACCAGUCGAAGAAAAACAAAAAUAUGCCAGAGCAGUUCAUGGGUCGAAUCAUGGUUGGACGGCGCUGGAGAGAGAAAGAACUAACCCAGCAAGACCAGCUGACCUCAAGGAAGCGUUCAACAUCGAAAUGAACAAAAAGAAAUGGCCAACAACUACUAUCCCAAGCAUGAAACCCUCUUUUGAAGAGCUGUUUCAAAAAUGUGCGCAACUUUCGUUUAGAAUUUUGAAGACAAUUGGAAUUGGUCUUAAAAUGCAGAAUCCUGAAUUUUUGGUGAAAGCCCAUGAAAACAUUGGAAAUUCAGCAAACCCAACAGCAAUGCGUGUCCUCUUCUACCCGCCAAUACCCAACGAUUACGUCGUCAAGAAGGACCAAGUACGAUGUGGUGAACACAGUGACUAUGGUUCGAUAACACUACUCUUUCAGGACGAACUUGGCGGACUACAGGUACUUCCGGUCCAUGGUGACUACAUAUCGGCUCCAACACUACCCGGGUGUGUAAUCGUUAACAUUGGCGACCUUAUGCAACGAUGGACUGCUGACCAGUUUAUAGCUACGAAACACCGUGUUUUGAUCCCUGACGACGAGUCUAUUCGCAUUCUGCCGCGAAGUUCCAUGGCGUUUUUCGCUUUUCCAGACGGCGAUACGGUAGUUGAGUGUCUCGACGGCUCUAACAAGUACCCGGCUGUUACUGGACAAGAUUACCUGGAGCAGAAAUUCAGUGAUACUUACAAGUACUGACGUCACUGUAGUUCAACCCUGAUCCAUAUAAUUCCCGGAGAGUCUUUUUUCCCUAAUGAAUUUCUCGCUGGCAAACAGUUCAGUGACUUCCAGCUGGUUGGGACAUAAGAACAGAUAUAUUUCUCCCAGGAACCCCUCGGCUCCUCCUACCUUGUGUAUAACACAGGAAUCCCAACUUUUAAAAUAUUGUCCUUGUAAGGGAGACUACAAAUCUGCUUCUUCGUCUUGAUUAUUAUUAUUUUCUUUAAUUUUGAAAUAUGAAUAAAGUGUUAAAAAA
Molecule: messenger RNA, 1380 nt
Organism: Exaiptasia diaphana
Lineage: Eukaryota; Metazoa; Cnidaria; Anthozoa; Actiniaria; Aiptasiidae
Product: UPF0676 protein C1494.01
Exons: 7
Coding region: 144-1103 (319 amino acids)
Molecular function (GO): dioxygenase activity
Source: RefSeq, a predicted model, not a curated record